This is a messenger RNA of Elephantulus edwardii (Cape elephant shrew), 1488 nucleotides long. RefSeq names its product melanoma antigen preferentially expressed in tumors-like. Bases 1 to 1488 code for a protein of 495 amino acids. The transcript has a single exon. Gene Ontology annotation, biological process: positive regulation of cell population proliferation; negative regulation of cell differentiation; negative regulation of DNA-templated transcription. Gene Ontology annotation, cellular component: cytoplasm. NCBI's taxonomy places the organism in Eukaryota, Metazoa, Chordata, Mammalia, Macroscelidea, Macroscelididae. The record is from RefSeq and is a predicted model, not a curated record.
AUGGACAGACAGAAGCCGCUCAGACUCGUGGACCUGGCCGCCCAGAGCCUUUUAGAGGAUGAAGCCGCUGCCAUAGCCACCCUGCAGUCACUUCAGAGGGAAUGCUUUCCGCCCCUGUUCGUGUUGGCUGUUGCAGGCAGACGCUGCAGAACGGUCCAGGCGAUGGUAGAGGCCUGGCCGUUCCCCUACCUCCCCCUGGGGGCUCUGCUGAAAACUCUGCAGUGUGAUCAGGACAUCUUGAAAGCAGCCCUCAAGGGCAUCGAUGUGCUGCUUACCUGUGACUUUCGACCUACACAUUGGAAACUCCAAGUGCUGGAUCUCAGAAGUGACGCUGAGACCAACUUCUGGCAUGUGUGGGCUGGGCUUGGAGAUGGGGUCUCAGCGAGCCUCUCAUGCGAGAGUGUGGCUGCGCAGGCCAGCCCAGAGAGGCGCGGAGUGGGGCACGCCUGCACAAGAGAGAAGGAGCAGCACUCGGCCGAAGCGGGAGUGCUGGUGCUGCUGUCGGACCUGUGCUUCACGGAGCCCUCUCCAGAUGAAUUGCUCACUUUCCUUGCGAAGAGGGUCAAAGAGAACAAACUACUACCCCAACUGUGCUGUAGGAGGCUACAGUUUAUUUUUGAGCCAUUGACAUUACACAUUAUCACAAAGAUCUUUGAUAAGGUACACCUGGACUGUGUGGAGGAGGUAGAAGUCCGCUGCCACUGGGAAAUGAAAUACAUCGUUAAAUUUACUCAAUACCUGCGGAAGAUGGUUCAUCUCAAGAGCUUAUACUUUGGUCAAGCUUUUCUUGACCACUGGACCCACUGGGAGGCAACAGCGGUAACGUGGCUGUGUGCUCAUUUCUCCAGCGCGGUAGUACACCUGCAGCAUCUCCGCCACCUCCACAUAUGCGGAACCAGCUCUCUUCUUGGCCAAUUUCAUCAGGUCUUCAGGCACCUGGAGGCCCCACUAGAGAGCCUCGGCCUUACUGAUUCUUGUAUAACAGGAUCUGACUUGGAAUACUUGUCCAGGUGUUCGAGCAUCUGCCGCCUGAGUAUUCUGCAUCUCAGAAAUGUGCAGAUGGUAGGCGUAGAUGCUGGGUUCCUCAACAUUCUGCUGGAGAGAAUCUCAGGCACCCUGAAAGAACUGGACUUGAGUGGCUGUGGCAUGACUGACACCGAGUUCACAGCCAUCCUCCCUGCCCUGGGCCGCUGCUCCCAGCUCGAUUUCCUCAGGUUCUGUGGAAACUCGGUCUCCAUGGACGUCCUGCAGAGCCUGCUGCUGCGCACCCUCCCUCAGAACAUGAUCAGGGUGCUGGAGACGCCGCUCCCUCGGGAGUGCUAUGUGAGCUGCGGAGGAACGAGAACCGUAGACAUGACGACUGUGCGGAAUUGGCUGGACCAGCUGAAUCAGAUCCUGGAGGACCUGGGACUGGGGUUGGAAUGGUUAGAGCAGAACCUUUACCCAGAGAAAAACUGUAUUUCAGUAACCUUCGACUUUACACUGUAG